AUGGACAAAAGCCAAGUCACUCGAGAGCGUCGCUCGAUUGAUCAGACAACCGCAACGGAAAAUCGGGUUGAUCGUCGUGCAGCUGGUCGUUCAGGCCCCGAUCGCAAUGGCAGUGGGGCGGCCGAGGGCCAGUCAGCACCAACUGCCCAACGAAAAGAGAGGAGCUUGAGCCCGUACAGCAAGCGUCUGGCUCUUACCCAGGCCAUGAACGUUGCUCGCUGA
Molecule: messenger RNA, 222 nt
Organism: Cyphellophora europaea CBS 101466
Lineage: Eukaryota; Fungi; Ascomycota; Eurotiomycetes; Chaetothyriales; Cyphellophoraceae
Exons: 1
Coding region: 1-222 (73 amino acids)
Source: RefSeq, a predicted model, not a curated record